Symbiodinium necroappetens is the source of this 459-nucleotide messenger RNA. The record is from the annotation of a GenBank genome assembly. NCBI's taxonomy places the organism in Eukaryota, Dinophyceae, Suessiales, Symbiodiniaceae.
AUGGCCUCGCCGCCGACAUUGGAGUCAGUUCCACUGCCGACAGAUUGCAGCUGUCCGAUCACGCAGGACCUAAUGGAGGACCCAGUGGUGGCGUCGGAUGGCACCAGCUACGAACGGCGCGCCAUUGAACAUUGGCUGCAAAGUCAUCGGACAAGCCCGCUGACCAACCUGCCACUGGCAAGCGAGGAUCUCAUUCCCAACAAUGCGUUGAGGAGCGUGAUCCAGGAGUUUCUCAGCAGGCUCCCCGAGACACAGCGCUCUGAACAGGAGCUACGAUGGAAGCGCCAAUCCGAGACCUUACAGACUCGAGCGCCCGAAGAUGUACGACCACGAGCGCCAUGGGACAUUUGCUUGACGGACAAGGAGAUGGAGGAAGGUGGCCCGGCUCUGCUCGUCCUCACGAUGAGCUGCCGCCUUGCCUUCUUGCACUCUGCACUGAGAGACGCAGCGCAGUCUUGA